CACUUCCGGCGGCCUCCCCCGCUUCCUGGCAUCUCCGCGGUACUGCUUUCCCUGGUUGUUCCUGCCGUCAUGAAGGACGUACCCGGCUUCUUACAGCAGAGUCAGAGCUCCGGGCCCGGCCAGGCCGCCGUGUGGCACCGUUUGGAGGAGCUCUACACCAAGAAGUUGUGGCAUCAGCUGACUCUUCAAGUGCUUGAUUUUGUACAGGACCCCUGCUUUGCCCAAGGAGAUGGUCUCAUUAAGCUUUAUGAAAACUUCAUCAGUGAAUUUGAACACAGGGUGAAUCCUUUGUCCCUGGUAGAAAUCAUUCUACAUGUAGUUAGACAGAUGACUGAUCCUAAUGUGGCUCUUAGUUUUCUGGAAAAGACUCGUGAGAAGGUGAAAAGCAGUGAUGAGGCCGUGAUCUUGUGCAAAACCGCGAUUGGCGCUCUGAAGCUGAAUAUCGGUGACCUGCAAGUGACGAAGGAAACUAUCGAAGAUGUUGAAGAAAUGCUCAACAACCUCCCUGGGGUGACAUCCGUUCACAGUCGUUUCUACGACCUCUCCAGUAAAUACUAUCAAACAAUUGGAAACCAUGCAUCCUACUACAAAGAUGCUCUGCGAUUUCUGGGCUGUGUUGACAUCAAGGAUCUGCCAGUGUCUGAGCAGCAGGAGAGAGCUUUCACACUAGGACUGGCAGGACUUCUUGGCGAGGGAGUUUUCAACUUUGGUGAGCUGCUCAUGCACCCUGUGCUGGAGUCGCUGAGGGACACGGACCGGCAAUGGCUGAUUGACACCCUCUAUGCCUUUAACAGUGGCAAUGUAGAGCGAUUCCAGACUCUGAAGACCGCCUGGGGCCAGCAGCCUGAUUUAGCAGCCAACGAAGCCCAACUUCUGAGGAAAAUUCAGUUAUUGUGCCUCAUGGAGAUGACUUUUACACGACCUGCCAAUCAUAGGCAACUCACUUUUGAAGAAAUUGCCAAAAGUGCUAAAAUCACCGUGAACGAGGUGGAGUUGCUGGUGAUGAAGGCCCUCUCGGUGGGGCUGGUGAAAGGCAGUAUUGACGAGGUGGAUAAGCGGGUUCACAUGACCUGGGUGCAGCCCCGCGUGUUGGAUUUGCAACAGAUCAAGGGGAUGAAGGACCGCCUGGAGUUCUGGUGCACCGACGUGAAGAGCAUGGAGAUGCUGGUGGAGCACCAGGCCCAUGACAUCCUCACCUAGGCUCCUGGCCUCGGCCUGUCUGCGGAGGUGUUUGGUGGCUCAUGGUCCAGGCAGCUGAGAAGACCUGUGUUUAAUUCGGGGUGGGAGUGGGAUUCAGUUUGGAUUAGGGACUGUUCUUACUGUGCAGAUUGUCACAGAGGACUGUCAUUAAUGAGGGGGCCAGCCAUAGGCAAAAGACCCAUUUCUGGAUGCCGCUGUAGCCUGCAGUGGAGAGGGGUUGCUGGGGCUCAGGUGAGGCAGCAGGAAUGUGUGGGUACCUCCAGGAAUGGGGAAGAAAACCCCUUACAGGUGGAGGGCACCCAUUCCAGCAUUUGCCUUCACUGCACCCACAUGUGUGAAUGGCUUCUCCAGUGCAGCUUAAGGAUGUUUCUGUAAUAAAUGCCUUGCUCUGUC
Messenger RNA from Dama dama (fallow deer), 1593 nucleotides. RefSeq names its product proteasome 26S subunit, non-ATPase 13 (gene PSMD13). NCBI's taxonomy places the organism in Eukaryota, Metazoa, Chordata, Mammalia, Artiodactyla, Cervidae. Gene Ontology annotation, biological process: ubiquitin-dependent protein catabolic process. The transcript has 13 exons. Gene Ontology annotation, molecular function: structural molecule activity. The coding region runs from base 70 to 1200 and encodes 376 amino acids. The record is from RefSeq and is a predicted model, not a curated record. Gene Ontology annotation, cellular component: nucleus; proteasome regulatory particle, lid subcomplex; cytosol.